GGAUUUAGUUUGGCUCGGAUGACACAGAGGACAGGGAGGUGGUAAUCAGAUCAGCUGCAUCAUCAGCUGGAUGGGUCAUAUUCACACCGAGAUUCACACCGUCACACAGGACAUGACAGCCGCGCUGCACUCAGGGACCUAGCGAGGAAUAGAGAAGAAACACCAGCAAAUAAACAACCUUAAGUGAUUCAAAGGCUUGUAAUGAUGGAAUCAAAAGACCCCAGAGCCAGCCCGGGAGGUCCGAUCUCUCAGGAUGACAGCGGUCUGUGGAUGAAGAUAACCUCUAACACCCCUGUGACGGACCACACAGAUGAGCCAUGUGGUCAGAGGCCUCGAGAUGAAACCUUAUUCGUCCCCCUUGCACCUGCAGUGAUCACUAGAUAUGUUAGUGUGAUGGAUGAUGAGGGAACAGACGAUGUUUUCAUCCCUCCUCCUCCAUCCUACAUGGCUCCUUUGCUGCCAGGCGAGGGCAGCACAGAUGCUACGGCGAAUUAUUCCGGUUUGACCCUUACAAAUGGGGCAGCUGACGCCACAGAAGCUGAGGCUAAUCCCAGCGGCUUAGACUGGCAUCACGCUGAGAAGCAGUUAAUGGCAGGACAGAGCGAGGUGGAUAAAGUGAUAGCAAGCACACCGCAGACUUCCGAGGAGUCGAAAAACGACUCCAAUCUACCCAAAUAUCAAGACCAAACAUCCAUGGAGGAAAUAUGUUAUUUAUCCGGAAGACAGCGUCAGGAAAUCACAACAGGAGACGAAGAAUCAAAAUUGGAGCAUGAGGAUAUUGCAAUUUUGAGUGAGAGGCAGGAAAAGAGGAGGGAAACGGAAGCAGAGAAAGACAAAUAUCCAAAACAGGUACCUUCAAGCGUUGAUGAAAAAUCAGAAAAUGAGACGCAUUUUGACAAAAAUGGAGACCAAACACAAUCCAAAGAAAUGUGUGAUGUCCACUGUGACGAUGAGGAGAGUGAUGAGGACUUUGAGCCCAAUGGGCCACCAGAGCUCAGCAAAUGCAACCAAAACACGACUGACGCAGCAACCAAUCAGCCACAGGUGCCAGAAAUCCCAACACAGGUGUCAAAUGGUGAUGAAGUGCAUACCGUCACAAAGCAUGACUGGGUGAGGAGAGAGAGUGACACAAGCGAAAUGCAAGUGUCCCGACUCUCCGUCUCUGAAGGCGACAAAGAAAUGCCAACGAUGGAAGAACAGGAGGAUGGAAGCAGGAGAAUAGCAACAGAUAUCCAACAAGGAGAGCACCUGCUUCAACGCCUGCAAUGUUUGCAGCUGCAACAGGAUGGGUGUUCACCAGAGAGUCCUCAUAACUCCCAGAAGGUUGUGCAAGAGACGAGAGGCGAGACAAAGGGUGUGUUUGGGAGUAAAAUAGAUGAUCUGAAAGCAAGAGAAGCCGAUCUGACAUGUGGAGAUGAGAGGGAAGAGAGUGGGUUUUACACUGCAAAGACAAACCUAAAGAUUGGAAAAAAUGAGAGUCACGACGCUGAAGCAAACGCAAAGAUGACUUUGUCCACGACGCCCGUAGAGUUGGAGCUUCAGGCGAUUGCCGGAGACUCUGACGAGGCAGAUAAUCCAGAUGUGAUCGAGAUCCCCUUUAAAACCAAUAUCUUGUUUGAGCCACUACCCACCAAGGAUGGCCCCCAUGGCGACUGGCAGUUCUCCGAGCAGAAGAUGAAGAAGGAGAUAAGUCAGGAGAUCCAGAGAGAGCUGGUGCUUGUAAACCAGGGGAAGAUCCCAGGUGGGUACAGCAAAGGGGAAGUCCGCCAGUUAAAGGAGACAAAAUUGCUGUUUGAGGCUUUCCAGCAGGAUAACACGGACGGUCCAAAAAGGCAACGGAAACCCCGUACCUCACUGAAGAAAGGUCGCGUUUACCCAUCUGUGCUAGAGCGCACACGUAGCCUGGAGAUGCUGUCACUCAAAAGUUGCCCUAUUUCCAGAGCACAUUCCCUCAGGCAGUAUAAAGAGACUGAGAAAAACCAUGAAAUCUUAAGAUCGAUGAGCCAAACUGGCGGAUCACGAGACAAAACACGCUUACUCGCCUACACAAAACAAGACAAACGUGUGUACAGAAGCAUGGACUCCAUAAAGACAGAUGUCUCAGCGUCAGCUGUGGAGACCAGGAGGAGAUCUCAGGACAGAAAUGCAACCCAAGAAUCUCCCAUCCUCCAACGAAACCCUUUUUUCAAGUUGCGUCCAGCCUUGGCUCUGAAGCCGGAAGUAGAGAAGGACAUCCGGGAGGCCAAAGAGAGAGAGGAGGAGCUGCGCAGACAAAGAUGCGAUCUGUACGGAGAGAAGACGCAGAGGGGUGAAGACGGAGAGAAGUCACGAUUCAAAGAAAUGUUUGCACCAGGUGUCGGGAAACAGUCCAGCGGGAAACUGGAACGUGUUUGGCCGCCUCCGCCCUCCGUGAAAGACCAGAUGAAAUCUGAGCAGACGCAGCAGGAGUCAAAGGUUCAGCGAGCUGGAGGACAGAAGUCUCCUCUGUGGCAACGCUGGGAGGCCGGUCUCAUCAACGGAGAAGGACAGGAGAAGAACUGAUGUUGGCAAUUUCGAUGUCUUCAACACUACAAAUAGAAUAUAAAUGAUGCUAUGCUAUUGCUGCACAAGUCCAAGAGUAAUCAACAUAACCAAAAUCCUGAAAGUAGUUCCGGCUUGAUCGCUUUCUGUCUCUUCUAGCUCUGCUUCUGUGUCAAACACAUGUUUUUGACAUAUUUAAA
Molecule: messenger RNA, 2720 nt
Organism: Sander lucioperca (pikeperch)
Lineage: Eukaryota; Metazoa; Chordata; Actinopteri; Perciformes; Percidae
Exons: 5
Coding region: 202-2541 (779 amino acids)
Source: RefSeq, a predicted model, not a curated record